This is a messenger RNA of Cynoglossus semilaevis (tongue sole), 1612 nucleotides long. It is a transcript of the gene gpr65, whose product is annotated as G protein-coupled receptor 65. Gene Ontology annotation, molecular function: G protein-coupled receptor activity. The transcript has a single exon. Gene Ontology annotation, biological process: G protein-coupled receptor signaling pathway. The record is from RefSeq and is a predicted model, not a curated record. Lineage: Eukaryota; Metazoa; Chordata; Actinopteri; Pleuronectiformes; Cynoglossidae. Gene Ontology annotation, cellular component: membrane. Bases 330 to 1325 code for a protein of 331 amino acids.
UUUGUUGUUGUUGUUUUUGUCCAACCAUUAAAGUAAAACAGACCAUUUUUAAAGAAAGUUUGAUUAUCUGUUGUUUUAUUGAUUUAACCUAGAGGUUCCCAAAAUGGGGUGCAGGCCCCCCAAAUGGGGCAGAAUUGUUUCUGCAGGACAUAUAGGUUUUAUUUUAAAUGUUACAUGUGAUUUUAUAGUUAAAAUGUAUUUGUUUAAUAAGAAAAGCAGUUUUGUAGGAAUUGUAAAACAAAAUUUGUGCGUUGUGGGCGCGGGGGCCAAUCAUCUUGAUUUUUAACUCUCGUUUGUCUCUACAUAAGGUGCAAAGCCUUUACUUUGUGAUGGAAAACUCCACUGCCAUAGAAAACCUGUCUGUGGCCUUCAACUAUUCCAGCUGUUACUCUGUCGACACCGACACCAGGAGGAGGGCUUUUCUGGUUUUCUACCUGAUCGUUAUCAUCACCUCCAUCCCGUCCAAUGCCUUCUCACUCUACGUGUCCUGGCAGCACAUCACACGAAACAAUGAGCUGGGUGUGUAUCUGUUCAACCUGGCCCUGAGCGACCUGACCUUCACUGUGGGCUUGUCUCUGUGGCUGGACCUCCUCUGGCGUGGGGUCUGGAUCCACGGGGGCUACGCCUGUCUGAUGUCCAUCUACUUCCUCUAUACUAACUUCUACACCAGCGAUGUUCUGCUGUGCUGCAUCUCGUUGGACCGCUACCUGGCGGUGGUGCACCCGUUCAGGUACAUGUCCAUGAAGAAGGUCCGCUGCGCGGCAGCGGUGAGUGUCGCCGUUUGGAUUCUGGUGAUCGUCUUCAACGCCAGCACCAUCAGGUGGGAGGACUCCUACACUGGGGGGGAGUUUCCCGCCUGCUUUGACAUCUUCAUGCCAUUCACUGAGUCCAUGGCCCGAGCUAAUAUACUGCGUUUCCUGCUGGGGUUUAUCCUCCCACUUCUCGUGGUGAUGUUUUCCACCUGGAAGACCCGGUUAGCGGUGGGAUCCAACAUCGCUACAAAAAGGCAGGAACGUAAGAGGGUAUCCAGGCUACUGACGGUGAUUCUCCUCAGUCUGGUGUUCUGCUUCGGGCCCAUCCACGUCAUGAUGCUUCUCCGCGUCAUGUUGGAUCAGUGUCUGGAAGCGAAAUGGUAUCUCUAUCCUUACAAGAUCAGCACUGCCAUCUCCACCCUGAACUGCCUGGCAGACCCACUCCUCUACUGCUUCAUCACCAAAACUGGACAGGCCAAUUUCAACAGGGUUGUACUCUUCUUCAAGGGAAAGACAAGGAGCCCACAGAAUACUGAAGUGUUUCAAAUGCAUAGCAUCCAAAUGCAUACAUGACCGGUCUAUCACAGCAUUAUCAGAUGUAAAAUUGUAGCAUGCGUUUACUUCAUGUUCAUAUAUAAUGUUCACAUAAAUGUCUUCAGACUUCCAUUUUUUUAAUAUAUGAUCUACAAAAUGCAGAAAAAUAACUACAGUGCUCCCUCUCUAUAUCGCAAUUCUCCUUUCGCUCCCUCGGUACAUCGCAGAGAUCUUGCGAAAUUUUCAAUAUAUCAGGAAAGGUAGCAAAAAAUAAACUAAAAGACAUUAUAAAAUAAUUAUACAUAUGAAAGUUUUGGCUUUGGAUU